ACAUUCAUUAUUUUUUGGGGAUGUUCUCGGUUGUAGUAUAUAGUUCCUCUCAGUUUUCCCCACAAUGGCCAUCUAAAAGAGGGUGUGACCUGUCUGUGCGUGUCCUGGAAUGAUAUGGUAAAGGGUAGGGCUGAUGGGUACAUGUGAUAACACAAGCUGCUAGUUUUGCUUUCAGCGUUAAAUAUGUUGUGGCCUUCUGGUUGCCACGUACUCUGAGUGUGUGUUUUGUUUUUUCUUUAUGUGAUAACUAGGCUAAUUUUGGGAUUAAACAGUUGAUGCCUAUAGAACUUUUUAGCAGUCCAUCCCUUUUAUCACCUCAAUAUCAGACCAGAAGAAAUAGGACUUAGACCACAUGCAAUAACAUGGCCAAAACCUUUAAACAACAGUGAUUCUAGAUCUAGUUCAAACAUUUUGGGGGUGCUGAGAUGAUGACCGCUGCCUCUCUUUUUCCAAUUCUCUUAUUUUAUUGGUGUGCACAAGACAAAUGAAUGGUUGAAGAGGCAGUUUAUUUAAUCUCAGUGUUCUCUCUAAAGUAAUUUUGUGAUUAAAAACACUCCAAUCACUUAAAUCUACCCAGAUACCAGGCAGAUCCAUUUCCGCUGACUCUUGGAUGAUUAUUUUAGUUAUAAUCACUCACCAAAUGUUAUUGAAAUGUGCCAGCACAACUGGAUGUACCACAGCUUGGACCUUAAAACAGAAGCCAGGUUAUACUAUUUUUGCAUAAGAGCAAGCAAAGAUUUUUAAAUGUUUUGUAUUUUGUAUAUUUAGUAUUUUUAUUUACAUUUACUCAUCUCCAAAGCAACAUACAUUGUAUAUUUUUAUCAGCAUUUGUGCUCCCUGGGUAUUUAACCCAUGACUGUGGUGUUCAGGGCACCUGGCUACCAGUUCAGCUAAAGAAAUGCAAUAGUACAUUUUUAUGCUCCAUUUCAACUAUUUUACAAGCAGAGUUUUUGUGUGUGUGUGUGAGUCACAGAGGUGGACCUCUGCAACAUAGCUUGCCUAAUCUCUGUUUAGUUCAUUGGAACUUCUCUUAUCCUCCUGUAGAAAAAAGGGGCACUAUCAUUGUCCGGAUGCACAACCAACCACGCGUGUAUGUGGUUAACUGAGUCUUGCAAAUAGGCCUAGGUCUGCAUCAAAACAGGAAGUGUUCGUCUUUCAGAUUAGACAGUUUGCAGCUUCUGUUCAUUGCUUGGUGGAUGCACUCUGUGAAGGGGUUAGUCCAUGGCUCAGGGGAAAGAUCAGAACUUUGCCCAGUUGGUGGGUACUAACACUGCUCUACAAAAGCUAGAUGUGUUAGCCAACCGCUUUUUUAAGUACCGGAAGGGAACCCAAGAGCAAAAAACACAAGAAAAUGAAGGACAUACUUUCUCAGAGUACACCGUGAGUUGGGACAAAGAAAAACUGUUUGUGAAAGAGUUCUUAGCCAAAGCCAAAGAAGACUUUUUAAAGAAAUGGGAAUGUCCACCCCAGAGCACAACGCGACUCGAUGACUUUGACAGACUGAAGACUCUUGGCACAGGCUCGUUCGGACGUGUGAUGUUGGUGAAGCACCGUGCAACAGACAAGUACUAUGCAAUGAAGAUCCUGGAUAAGCAGAAAGUGGUCAAGUUGAAACAGAUAGAGCACACCUUAAAUGAAAAGAAAAUAUUGCAAGCUGUGUCCUUCCCAUUUCUUGUAAGACUGGAGUAUUCCUUCAAGGACAACUCCAACUUGUACAUGGUAAUGGAGUAUGUUCCGGGGGGAGAAAUGUUCUCACACUUGAGGCGAAUCGGGAGGUUCAGUGAACAUCAUGCCAGGUUUUAUGCAGCACAGAUAGUACUCACGUUUGAGUACCUCCACUCGUUAGACCUCAUCUAUAGAGACCUGAAACCUGAAAAUCUUCUCAUUGACCAACAAGGAUACAUCCAGGUCACAGACUUUGGCUUUGCCAAAAGAGUAAAAGGCAGAACAUGGACCUUGUGUGGAACACCAGAGUACCUAGCCCCAGAAAUAAUCCUUAGCAAGGGCUACAAUAAAGCUGUAGACUGGUGGGCAUUGGGUGUUCUGAUCUAUGAAAUGGCGGCAGGAUACCCACCCUUCUUUGCAGACCAGCCCAUACAGAUCUAUGAGAAAAUCGUGUCUGGCAAGGUACGAUUUCCAUCCCACUUCAGUUCAGACUUGAAGGACCUGCUUAGGAACCUGCUUCAGGUGGACCUAACGAAGCGCUUUGGAAACCUGAAAAAUGGAGUCAAUGACAUCAAAAACCACAAGUGGUUUGCAACAACUGAUUGGAUCGCCAUCUAUGAGAGGAAGGUGGAAGCCCCGAUCAUACCAAAGUGCCGAGGACCAGGGGACACCAGCAACUUCGAUGACUAUGAGGAAGAGGACGUUCGUGUAUCGGAUACUGAAAAGUGUGCGAAGGAAUUCCUUGAAUUUUAAAAUGUAAGAAUGAGCAGGACUCCAUUGGAAACUCAUACAAUUUGAGGUAUUUUUAUUUGUUUUACUUUGUUUUAUGUUAGUUUAUUUUUUUUAUGUCAAGAUCAAGUUGAGACCAUCAUAUGUGUUCAAACGUAUGCCUACUUCCUUCCUUCCUUCAUUCCAUAAGGCUGAAUGAGAUCCUUAAUGCCAAGAUCUUUCUAUGGAUUUUGCACAGCCUUAUAUCCAGGCAUAUUACGGAGAAGCUGACCUGGCUGCAACAAAACCUUUUGUAUUGUUUUGUUCAUAGUCAUACUGUGUAGUAUUAUCCACCCUUAAAGAAGAAAUAAGUCACUGAAAUAGUUGACAUUGAAUCUGUGAACCACUCCGAUGAAAUAACACAAAUAUGGCUUUCUGUUUUUGAAAGAACCUCUUCAUUUACAGAAUGGUGUUGUACAUUUUUGAAGGGCAGCAUCGAUUGCCUGUUACGUAGUAGUACAUGUUUUUUUUUUUUUUUGCACUUGUUACAGGACCACCUGUCAUAUUAUCUUUAUUAUCAUUUUGCACUUUAUGUUUGUGUGGAUGUGGAUGGGUGUGUCUGUUGUAGCGGUGUGAAUUAUUAGAAGGUCCACAGUUCAUUAGUCACAAUACUUGAGCCAUUCUACCAUUCUACUGGGCAUUUAAAAGAUGGGAUUUAUCAUGAUUUAUUAACUUAUUCAAUCAAAGUACUCUCCUGUUUUUUUUUUUAAAUAUUUUUUUAAGCUAAUAAUAUUCACUCUGUUUAUGAUUUUAUAAUCAUUCUGUUACUACUAUCAGCAGGUUCAAUGCACAUUUAAAACAAUCAUAAUGAGCUAGGAGAGACUGUAACUAAGCAUCUGUAUAAUACAAAAGCGUUUGCGAUAAUAUAUCGUAUUACUUUUUCCCUUCACCCCAAAGGUCUGUGUUUAUGUCUGUGGUGUGACUGUAAAAAAUACCAUGAGUGUAGAUAAUGACCAAAAGUGAAAAAUAAUUGUAAUACACUUAACUGAAGGAGAACUCGGUCACUGACUGCUCAUUUUAUUUUUUACCCGUUUCCUGAUGUAUUUCACUUCUCAAGCACUGUACAGAAACAACCCCCCUUACAGACCAGAAUCAUAUCAAUGAGAUAAUGUGUACAUGUACUUCUCCUGUCAUCCACAGGGUGGCAUUUUUCAAAGCAGACAUACUCAUUAGCUACGAUAAGACCUCGUAGUGCAAAAUGGACUUUUAUUUUGACAAGACUGUCAAAAUGGCCAUUUAAAGUCUCUUAGUUUUCUCCAAAGAUGUUUGGGGCUUGUUAUAUAUGUAUGUACAAUAUGUGGUAGAGCAGAUAUGGCACACACACACACACCUGUCCUGUUCUUCUUCCAACUGCAACCUUAUGUACUUAAAGACAUUUAACUCAAUUAAACUCACAUAGCUGAGUUUUGAUUUUGAUUUUUAGUCUAUUAAUGUUGAUUCAUUUCACAUUUUAAAUGUUUAUUGAUAUCUAAUAAAUGUACAUUUUUGCAGUCAUGAUGUAUUUAUUUUAACCUUGAAGCUGUUUACUUGCAGCAUUGAAAGAUAAUAAGUAUGAUGUCAGUGAUCAUCAGAGAAAUGCAAGGUUUUUUAUUCAUUUCAAAUGCCUAUUUUCAAUUUCAAUUCAAUGACUCACCUCUGUAUUUAAGUAAUACACCCUGGUAACCAAGCAUUGUCUCCAAAAACUAUUCUCAUGACCCUCUUCAUUGCUUUGUUCUAUCUCAUGAAAUGGCCUCUGGUAGAAACUGAUCGAUUUGUUUUUGUAGAAACUUGAACUGAACCCGGGACUGGGUUCUCAAAGUGCUUGUGAACAUCAUAACCCACCAGCAUCUGCUAUUGGGGGGGGGGGGGGGCUCUAGUGUUUCUCAGAGUGUUUUGGGUACAUCUUGAGAUGCCAUUGGUACUGUGUGGUCAUGAAAGUGGGUUUUCAGUGUUUCAGUUGCCAUGUUAUUGUUCAAUGCUCCAAACUAUCAAACAAAAAAUUGAUGACCAUUCAAGAUGAACAAAAUUGCAGUGUAUUCCAUUUACUUUUGUGAGUGACUGAUUUGUGUUUUUGGAAUAAAUCAUGUAGUUACAGGGAAUCUGAGACUAAAAUGUGUGGUCUGUUGCAAUGGCUUGUCAUCUGUCACACACUGUAAACCCACAUUACCUUUAUUUCUCAUAGGCCUACAUGAUUCCUCCUUAUGUGAAUUUUCCCAAUAAAAACACAGAUGUCAAAACCA
Molecule: messenger RNA, 4652 nt
Organism: Clupea harengus (Atlantic herring)
Lineage: Eukaryota; Metazoa; Chordata; Actinopteri; Clupeiformes; Clupeidae
Source: RefSeq, a predicted model, not a curated record